This is a messenger RNA of Callorhinchus milii (elephant shark), 3603 nucleotides long. RefSeq names its product PHD finger protein 10 (gene phf10). The record is from RefSeq and is a predicted model, not a curated record. The transcript has 12 exons. NCBI's taxonomy places the organism in Eukaryota, Metazoa, Chordata, Chondrichthyes, Chimaeriformes, Callorhinchidae. Gene Ontology annotation, cellular component: npBAF complex. The coding region runs from base 7 to 1515 and encodes 502 amino acids.
GCGUUUAUGGUUGGCCACCAGCGCUGGGAGCCCAGUGCGGGGGGGAAGAUGGCGGCCGCGGUGUCGAGCAGCCGUUUGUGUGACAGUAACCCCGCCACUCCCGGGGCGCAGUCCAGCAAGGAUGACUCUGAAGAGACAUCAAAUGACGAUGCUGUAAAUCAGCCUGCCAAACGUCGCCGUAUGGGCUCAGGAGACAGCUCAAAAAGUAGUGACACCACUCAAGAUUUCAGCUCCACCUAUUUUCCAGCAGAGAUGUUGAUAGAGUACAAGUGGCCUGCUGAUGACACGGGGGAAUAUUACAUGCUUCAGGAACAAGUUAGUGAAUAUUUAGGGGUGACCUCAUUCAAACGGAAAUAUCCAGAUCUGGAACGGCGUGAUCUGUCUCAUAAAGAGAAGCUGUAUCUGAGGGAGCUGAAUGUUAUCACAGAAACACAAUGUACUUUAGGUUUAACUGCUCUGAGAAGCGAUGAGGUUAUUGACCUGAUGAUCAAGGAAUAUCCAGCCAAAUAUGCUGAAUAUGCUGUAAUAUUGCAGGAGAGAGAACGACAACGAAUCACAGACCGUUACAAGGAGUACUCGCAAUUACAGAACACACAAAAGGUUGAGCCCAGUAAGGUUCCAGAAUAUAUCAAAAAGGCUGCAAAGAAAGCUGCGGAGUUCAAUAGCAACUUCAAUAGGGAGCGGAUGGAAGAAAGACGGGCUUAUUUUGACUUGCAGACACAGGUGAUCCAGGUACCACAGGGGAAAUACAAAAUUCUUCCGGCAGAGAGGACCAAGGUUGGGGCUUACCCAGUCGCUUUGAUACCAGGGCAGUUUCAAGAAUAUUAUAAAAGGUACUCUCCCAAUGAAUUGCGUUACUUGCCUCUAAACACAGCCUUGUAUGAGCCACCUCUGGAUCCAGAAUUGCCAGCACUCGACAGCGAUGGAGAUUCUGAUGAUGCAGAAGAUGUUCGUGGUGAAGAUGAACGCAAAGAAGACAAAGAUCUGACGGAGAUGUCUUCUAGCAGUACAACAGAUGGUGAAACUCCUCCUGAAAAUCAAGAUGAUUCCUCACAAGGAAAGCAGACACCGAGAGAAAAAGGACCUCGAGCAAAACGAACUGUUACACCCAAAUCAGUCACUGGGUACAAGCCUAAGAUCAUUCCAAAUGCAAUAUGUGGGAUUUGUCUAAAGGGUAGAGAAUCCAACAAGAGAAGCAAGCCUGAGGGACUCAUACACUGCUCCCAGUGCGACAACAGUGGCCAUCCAUCCUGCUUGGAUAUGUCUUCGGAAUUAGUAUCUGUAAUAAAAACCUACCCAUGGCAGUGUAUGGAAUGCAAAACGUGUAUCGUAUGUGGGCAGCCACAUCAUGAGGAAGAGAUGAUGUUCUGCGAUCAUUGUGAUCGUGGGUAUCACACCUUCUGUGUUGGACUCAACGCAAUCCCUUCAGGUCGUUGGAUUUGUGAGUGCUGUGCAAAUGUUCCUCCCACAACUAAAAAAGGAACAAGGAGAGGAAAAAGCAACCGAGAAGGAUAAAGCUGCCACUCCAAAGCCAAAUAGAGAAAAUGUGUGUCCACAAUAAAGUUCCUAUCAGAUGAAAGCUUUGGUUUACUAAAAUGCCAUGUCAUUACAUAGAAAUGAUUAGGGCUUUCAAGAUUAUUGUGUUUUUAUAAAUACCAUGUUCAUAAUUUGGAACUGCAAAAUUAUUUUCAACCAAAUAAAAAAUAUUAUAGAAUUAUAGUGGCAAAUGGUUACAAAGAUUUAUUUUGGAUAACAUUUUAGUCUGAAAUGUUUGGACUAUUUGAAACUGCAAUGGGAUAUCUCAAUAAAACAUGGUAGUUAGAUUAUUCUUAAGUGUUGAAAAGUUCAAACUUAAAUUGUAUUUUAUAAAUAUUUCUCUCCUUUCCAAAAAAUCUAGAGCAUGAUUCUUCAGGUGCCAAACAAUUACUAAGAUCUCACCCUAUUCUUCAUGAGCGCAGAGUUCUUGCAGGUUUAGUAAUCAUGGUGGGGGAGAGGUAAUCACAACUCAAUCCUUUUGCCUUCAGGGGCAUCCUUCCUUCAAGUGCUCUUAGAUGCUACUCAGUGUGAGGGCGCUAAAUAAAAAUGCAAGCUGUACAUCCACCCACACAAGGACUUCCUAACAGGAGGCAGUCAAAAGUAGAAAAUCUGACUUGUUUUCUUCCUUAUCCCAAAGUCACAGCCCAUUGACUAAACUGCAGUUGUGUAAAUCUAACAUGGGACCUUCCUGAACUGUAUGGACCUGUACUGCAUUACACAGUGAACUUGGCAAUUUAGCCAUAAGGGGAAACUCAAAAUUACCAUUGCCCUAGUCUCAUUAAUAUUAUGAAAUAACAUGCUCAGUUCUGAAAUUAUAUUAGACAUUAGCAUCAAAGCUGUUGAUUAAAUAACAAGAAUUAUUUAGGAAUAGUAUCGGUUCCAAUUUGAAAUAGAAAAUAUUGCAGAUUAGGAAGUAAUUUUGCAAAUCUGCAGUUAAUUGUAUACUGACCUAAAGCCUCACAGCAUUUCUUAUAGAGUGAAACUCUGUCUGAUAUGAAUGGACUAUUUACAGAUUGAUGCAUGUAAGGAAUUUAUUGGAAUAGGUGGAAUACCUUGAGUACAGAGGUAUUGACCAAGAAAAUGAUAGCAGCAUUUAUAGUCCUGACUUCAUGGACCUCUGCAUCCCCUGAUUCGUUCUUCAGGAUCGUGGUGCAAGAUGGAAUGCUCCAAAUCUGUAAAUCAGAGUUUGCAAAAAGAAAAUCAUCUACAAGAGUUGGAAAAAGAAUGUGCAGCUCAAAUAUGUGAACGAUCAAGUAAUUGGACAACUAUCCUGAAGGUAGAUUGUCUACUUCAUUCAAUUAUCCUCUGGGCACUUUGGGAUAAUGUUGCAUUAUUGUCAAUAAUGGAGUUAGUCUACCUAUGAUUUAAUGUUUAAGGUUACAUUAUCAAGCAUCAAAGGCAUAUGCAACAGAACACGUUUAGAUAUGUUUAGAUUUGCAGAGUUUAGAUUUGUGAAUUUCAAGAAGGAAAAUGAUAGGUAAAUUAUGGAUAAAGGCUUGAAGGGGAACAGAGAUAAGACAGGGCAGUAGGAUUGAUUGAACACCUUGUUCUGAGAGCUGGUGCAGACUUGAUGGUCGAAUGGACUCAUUGUUCUGUAAAUUUCUAUGAUUCUGUUUAAGGCUAACUUCACUUUGCUUCACAAACACAAAUAGUGACAUUUCCUUUUAGUUACACAAACAUAUAUGACCCUCACAGGUCUUGUGAAAGAUUCAUUUGUUUAUUGUCUGAGGUGCUUAUAAUAGACUCCAAUGUAAUACAUGUUGGAGACGAAUCAAAAUCAAGCUGACUUCUGUAAAAGUAGCAAAAUUACCCCUUCUGUGGAUUCAUUUUGACCACACACAAAUACAUUCCUGUCAGAUAUGCCGAAUAAAUUUUCAAGUAGCCUGAAGGCACAUCCGUUCACCAUUACCAGAACUAGAUGUGCUUUAUUAUGUUAGCAUUUAUUAGCAUAUGUAUCUUUUUAUAUUUCAUUUAUAUUUUAAUAUUAAAAUGUUAUGGCUUCUGAGUGGAGAAUAUGCUAAACUGUAGUUGUGUUCUGUCUUAUUUUCUAGUAAAAUGUCUCUCAAA